AUGAAAGACGAAGAGACGUCCUCGACGACUCACCAGGAGAAGAUCGAGCGCGUGAGCGAAAGUCCUCCGCGUGCCGAGCAUAUCAACGACGCGAAGGAGCGCGACAGUAUCUACGACAUCGAAGGCCGAUCGAGCACCCAGGUCACUGCCGUCUUCGAGAACCCUCUUGCCGGGAUUCCACGGGAGCAGCUUUUCGAGGAUGUCGACAAAUUCUGUAGCCAGUAUGGACUUGAGGAGCACCGAGAAACCUUUCGGAAGGGGGCUCUGAUCUCGCAGAACCCUCAUGCCGCUCAGAGCCUGCCUGAACUUAGCGACGAGGAGAAGAAGAUUCUCGAGCGCGAAGUGACCCACAAAUGGUCCCAGCCGUGGCAGCUUUACUUUAUGGCCUCCAUGUGUUCGCUCGCUGCUGCCGUGCAGGGCAUGGACGAGACGGUCAACAACGGAGCUCAGGCGAUCUAUCUCACGGAACUGGGCAUCAAAAGCGAUCGUUUCUCGGAGCAAAUGCAGAACUACCUGACAGGAUUGGUAGUGGGCGCACCGUACCUUGCGUGCGCCAUCCUAGGAUGCUGGCUGACCGAGCCCAUGAACCGCUAUCUCGCGCGUCGCGGAACGAUCUUUGUAUCGUGCUUCAUUGCGGCGGUGGCGUCCAUCUGGGAAGGCGUGGCGAAUUCCUGGGUCAACCUGUUCAUUGCGCGCUUCGUUCUCGGCCUCGGAAUCGGCUCCAAGUCCUCGACCGUGCCAGUCUACGCUGCAGAGUGUUCGCCAGCACCCAUUCGAGGCGCCCUGGUCAUGAUGUGGCAGAUGUGGACGGCAUUCGGCAUCAUGCUGGGAAACAUCAUGGGCGUGGCUUUCAUGGGUCUGCCGGAUAAUCUCUCCUGGCGACUGAUGCUCGGAUCGACCGUCGUGCUGCCGAUCUUCGUCUGCGCCCAGGUGUACUUCUGUCCCGAGUCCCCUCGAUGGCUGAUCGAGCACAACAAGAUCGACAAAGCGUUCCAGGCAUUCCGGACGCUCCGGCCCACCGAUCUCCAGGCCGCCCGAGACCUGUACUAUGCCUACGUGGGCGUCGAGCUGGAGCGCAAGGUCAACAAGGGCAAGAACUUCUUCACCAUGUUCAUGGAGCUCUUCACGGUGGCUCGAAACAGACGAGCCACUCUCGCCAGCUGGAUCGUCAUGUUCCUGCAGCAGUUCUGCGGCGUCAACGUCAUCGCCUACUACUCGACCACCAUCUUCACCGACUCGGGCUACACCAUCCAACAAGCCCUGCUGGCAUCCAUGGGCACCGGAAUCCUCAACUGGGUCUUCGCCCUCCCCGCCUUCUUCACAAUCGACACCUGGGGCCGGCGCAACCUCCUCCUCUUCACGUUUCCCUUCCUCGCCAUCUGCCUCUUCUGGGCGGGCUUCUCCUUCUGGAUCGAAGAAGACAUCGCCUACAGCAAGAAGCGCGUCGCGAUGGUAACGACAGGAAUGUAUCUGUUCGAGGUGUUCUACUCGCCCGGCGAAGGGCCCGUACCGUUCACCUACUCGGCGGAGGCAUUUCCCCUGCACGUCCGUGAGGUCGGCAUGUCGUGGGCAACGGCGACGACGUGGUGCUUUAACUUCAUCCUGUCGUUUUCGUGGGAGCCCCUGAAGACGGCGUUUAAGCCGCAGGGGGCGUUUGCGUGGUACGCGGCGUGGUGUCUGAUCGGGUGGGUGUUGGUGUUGUUGUUUGUGCCGGAGACCAAGUCACUUACGCUGGAAGAACUCGAUCAGGUGUUCUCUGUCCCCACGCGCAAGCAUGCCAUGUACCAAUUGAAGAACGCGGUCUGGCAUUUCCGAGUCUGGGUUCUGCGCCAGAAGCUGGAGCCGAUGCCGAAGUUGUAUAAGACGGCGGGACAUAUGACGAGGGAAGUGGAGGAGUAG
Aspergillus steynii IBT 23096 is the source of this 1899-nucleotide messenger RNA. RefSeq names its product sugar porter family MFS transporter. Lineage: Eukaryota; Fungi; Ascomycota; Eurotiomycetes; Eurotiales; Aspergillaceae. Gene Ontology annotation, cellular component: membrane. The record is from RefSeq and is a predicted model, not a curated record. The transcript is spliced from 5 exons. Gene Ontology annotation, biological process: transmembrane transport. Gene Ontology annotation, molecular function: myo-inositol:proton symporter activity. Bases 1 to 1899 code for a protein of 632 amino acids.